AGUCAAAAUUAUCAGCCUAUCUUGAAUUUUAUAAGCAAAAGUUAACCAUAAAAUCUGCUGUCGUUGAACUACUACUCGCUAUAUGAGCGACCAUAUUAUAACGUGAAUAACAUUUGAUUCUUCACUUGGUUUGCCACCAUUGCACACAGCCUUUAAGAAUCAAUUGUUUCCCUGACCCAUUACUCCACCAGAAUCCGAUUUCUCAUCGCCGAUGGAGGAAGCUAAAGUUGUUGGCAUUAAAGAUGGAACUAUGGCUGCAUUCACUGCUCAUCAAGAAGUUAUCGAAGCUAAAGAUGGAGAUAUUGCUGUUCCUACUGCAUUUGCUGGUCAUCAAGAAGUUGUUGAAGCCAAAGACGGAACUAUCUCAGUGGCAUCUGCAUUUGCUGGUCAUCAAGAAGCUGUUCAGGAUAGAGAUCACAAAUUUUUGACAAAAGCAGUUGAAGAGGCGUACAAAGGCGUAGAUAGUGGAGAUGGAGGUCCUUUUGGUGCUGUUGUAGUACACAAUGACGAAGUGGUCGUAGGGUGUCAUAACAUAGUCCUCAAGCACACGGACCCCACUGCGCAUGCAGAGGUUACAGCAAUAAGAGAGGCUUGUAAGAAGCUCAACAGGAUUGAGCUCUCAGACUGUGAGAUAUAUGCAUCAUGUGAGCCAUGUCCCAUGUGUUUUGGCGCGAUCCAUCUCUCUAGAAUCAAGAGAUUGGUGUACGGAGCCAAAGCUGAAGCUGCCAUUGCCAUCGGGUUUGAUGACUUCAUAGCAGAUGCAUUGAGAGGAACUGGGUUUUACCAAAAGGCUAAUCUUGAAAUCAAAAGAGCGGAUGGGAACGAGGCGAUGAUUGCAGAGCAGGUAUUUGAGAAAACAAAGGAGAAAUUCAGACUCUACUGAAAAGAAUAUUUGUUGAUGAAAUUAUUCCCAAACACUUGCUCACUCUAUUAACUCAACAAAUGCCCUGUUGUGACUCUUUUAUUCCCUAACACUUUGCUGAUGCAUUCAACGCUUAAGAUAAUGAUUUGUCAGUAUAUAUUCUCUGUAUGAUUAUGACCUUCUUCACUUCACAAUUCACAGGCUGACAAAAAUUGUAAAAUGCAUAUUAUGAAAUGGAUAGUUCUAGCACAACUCCCCCCUUUUAUUGAUUUUUGUAAAAGAAAUACAAUAAUGGUUUUACAUUUAGUCCACAUUGAUUCAAACUCGUGAUUUAUUGGA
Molecule: messenger RNA, 1201 nt
Organism: Salvia splendens (bonfire salvia)
Lineage: Eukaryota; Viridiplantae; Streptophyta; Magnoliopsida; Lamiales; Lamiaceae
Product: guanosine deaminase-like
Exons: 7
Coding region: 212-883 (223 amino acids)
Biological process (GO): purine nucleoside catabolic process
Molecular function (GO): guanosine deaminase activity; zinc ion binding
Source: RefSeq, a predicted model, not a curated record